AUGCUUGUCCACUUCGUCUUGCUAUUGACAGCUGUUUUAGCUUUUCCACUUAACGUGACUUCUUUUGGUUCCGGCUCUCACGGCAUCACUUCCAACUAUGACUUUGAAGAGCUUCACAAGUAUGCACAUCUCUCAGCAGUGGCCUAUUGCCUUCAGAAGGGGCUUCACACUGGAACGUUGGGUGAUCAAGAAGAUGCUUGUCCCUCACAUUCAUGCACGUAUCCCAGUGUAAGGAACAUGAAGGUUUACAAGGUGUUCAACUUCACCGAUUGGUUGGUUGUCGGUUCUGGGUUCAUUGCAAUCGAACGGGAAACCACGCGAAUUUAUGUUGUGUUUCGUGGAACCUCGUCGACCCAGGAUUGGAUCAGUAACUUUGAGUUCUUACAUUCUCGUUACCAACCUUUGGUACACAUGCGUGGUGACUUUGACUUGGAGUGUGAGGAAAUUUGUGAAGAUUGCACGAUACACAAAGGGUUCAACACUUUUAUCAAGACCAACGGCGAGGAUAUCGUGCGCGAGGUUGUCAAAUUGAAGAAGAAACUUCCUGACUACUCGAUUGUGGUCACUGGCCAUUCACUUGGUGCUGCUCUCGCAACCCUCUCCGGCGUAGAGUUCAAGCUUUUAGGCUUCGAGACAUUGGUUGUCACCUUAGGUGGGCCCAAGGUGGGUAACUCGCAAUUUGUCGACUUUGUCGAUAACCUUUUUGACACUGACUAUGUUGAAAAGCAUAUCAAUAAGUACCAUUCCUUCGACACCCUUUCAAGCGGUCUCAUUAGAGCAACACAUAAGCAUGAUCUUAUUCCGAUGCUUCCACCGACCUCUCGCUAUAAGCAGUGUGGAUAUCAAUACUAUCUUGGUGCAAAGGGCCCUCAGCAGUCCCCAGAGACUGUGAUCAGAAGAGGCACAGACUAUGUGGAAGAUGAUCAACUACUAGACUACCAGUCAAUGUGA
This is a messenger RNA of Candidozyma duobushaemuli, 951 nucleotides long. Its product is annotated as putative lipase. The coding region runs from base 1 to 951 and encodes 316 amino acids. Gene Ontology annotation, biological process: lipid metabolic process. The record is from RefSeq and is a predicted model, not a curated record. The transcript is spliced from 2 exons. Lineage: Eukaryota; Fungi; Ascomycota; Pichiomycetes; Serinales; Metschnikowiaceae.